GAGCAAACAGAGGAGCUGAGACCAGCAUCACCCACCGCAUCCGAAAGUCUCGUCAGUGAGAAGGAGACAACAAACAAUUUCUUGUAUACAGUACUGAAAGGUAACAGGCGAUGUACCAUUCCCGGCAAGAUGUACUCGAAACGUCUCCCUGACUCAUGGAUUCGCAUUCAUUUCGUUCUUAACGAUGAAGACGGAGGAGAGCUGCUAGACCUGCGCACAGAAUUACUCGGAGAAGCCCUUAGGAACACAAGCGUCAAUGGAAAACCUGUUGAAUUUAUGUAG
Molecule: messenger RNA, 282 nt
Organism: Ostertagia ostertagi
Lineage: Eukaryota; Metazoa; Nematoda; Chromadorea; Rhabditida; Trichostrongylidae
Source: the annotation of a GenBank genome assembly